GUGUAAAUAUACAUUUGUUUAAAUUGAAUUAGUUGACUAAGUUCUUCUUAAGCCAGCGAUUAAGUGAAAUAUAUCAUGCUUUUUUAGGCAACCCCUUUACUUAACACAAAAAGCUAUAUUUAAUUCUUGGUUUUACUGCGUACCUUAUAUAAUAUAAAUCGAUUUUUUUAAAGGUCUAAAUAUAUAUUCUUUGCGAAAUAACCAAAAAAUAUGGGGCUGGGUGGCGGUAUUUCCGUUCAAUUAUUGAGUAAUGAUAAUGUAAAAAUGAGGUCCGUUGAGGGAAUCGCGGCACCUGUUGUGACCCCUGCGGCCAUCGAGCACCUGGCCAAGGCAAUAACCUGCGAACGGCCGAAGGAAACGGAGCUUUUGCCAUGGACAACGGACCGACUGAUGCCACACCCACUACCGCCGCCUUCCGGCUGGUGCUGCUGAGCAAAUCAAAUCCCGUGAUGGGCUGCUACAUGUUCUGGACCAGUCUGCUGGUGCUCAAAAUGCUGGUGAUGUCGCUACUCACGGCCCGUCAGCGGAUGAAGACCAAAACGUUCGCCAACCCGGAGGAUUUGCGAAUCAGCCGGAGCCCGGAGGUUCGAUUCGGAGACCCCGGCGUGGAGCGAGUCCGACGAGCCCAUCGCAACGACUUGGAAAACAUUCUGCCCUUCCUUUUAAUGUCGCUGGUCUACGUGGCCAGUGGACCGAAUCCCCUGACCGCCCGUUUGCUCAUCCGCAUCGGAGCAAGUGCCCGGCUGCUCCACACGCUGGUCUACGCACUAAUCCCAGUUCCACAACCAGCCAGAGCCCUGGCCUUCUUCACCACCUUCGCCAUCACUUGCUUCGAGGCGGGCUACGUACUCUUUUGCUGUAUUAAGUACAUUUAGACCGGUAGUGACCCCCACUUACCCAACUUUACUACUCACCUCACUCUCUCAUAUUUAAACAGCACCAGUGAUGUCCAGGUACUAUUAGGUACUUUUGUUCAGUAAAAAGUAUAGAUGUGUGUAUAGCUUGAAUUUAUAUAUAUAGGAAUUUCUCACACACCUUAUAAAUUAGGUCAUUUGCGUCAUUUUUACAAUACAUUAAAUGGUUCCGUAAUAAAACUAUCAUAAAAUGUUCUCUAUGAAUAUUAAUUUUAAUAUCCAACCAAUAGAGCAAAAAAUAUACAUUUUUUCCAUUUAGGAGCAAAUAUCUAAAAUGCCUUUUUUUAAGGAUUCACUUAUUCUUUGUAGUGGCAAAUAUAAGGAUUUAAAACUAGAAGCUAGAAACCUUUUAUAAUUAUAAUGUUCUUUAGAUGAAUCUCAAUUUUUUGUUUUAAAUAAACUGACACUUGUAGAAUGUACGCACAAAAAAGUAUUAAUAUUAAUUUUACAAAGGUCCAGUAUUUACUUUGAAUACGUUUCAGAAAAAAUAUUAGUCUCGAGGACUAGACUUACAAAUCAAAAGGAAAAUUUUAGAUAACAUAAGUAAUAGUUUUAUCGGUAAAAUAAAAAUAGUACCUCCCUGAAAAGGAGAAUAGUUUUGUAAUACCUUUUUUCUGUAGGUAUAGGUAUACAUACCUAUGUUUUAGAGAUAUAUAAAAAUUCUAAAAUAUAGUCUAAGGAACUUAAACAUUUUAAAUAGUAGUUUAGCUCACCAUCUGGGUAGAA
Drosophila elegans is the source of this 1640-nucleotide messenger RNA. Its product is annotated as microsomal glutathione S-transferase 1. NCBI's taxonomy places the organism in Eukaryota, Metazoa, Arthropoda, Insecta, Diptera, Drosophilidae. The transcript has 2 exons. The record is from RefSeq and is a predicted model, not a curated record. Gene Ontology annotation, cellular component: membrane. Bases 372 to 875 code for a protein of 167 amino acids.